Messenger RNA from Lathyrus sativus (Indian pea), 1317 nucleotides. NCBI's taxonomy places the organism in Eukaryota, Viridiplantae, Streptophyta, Magnoliopsida, Fabales, Fabaceae. The record is from the annotation of a GenBank genome assembly.
AUGGCGAUGAUCCGCCACCGCCUAGCGACGUUCACUCGACGCUUAUGUUCCUCCUACUCCACCACAAAAAUCCCCACACUCUACACCACCGACACCCCCGACUCAACAACAAUCCAACUCCUCUCUUGGGGCAAAGGCGCCUCAGGCCAACUCGGUGGCGGCGUUGAAGAAACUCGUCUCUACCCUUCUCCAGUCACCAAUCUACUUCUCCCAAAAUCCUCUUUCACCCUUUUCGAAACCCCCGGGCUUCUACCCAGGCCUGAGAAGACUAAUAAAGGUGUGGAAAUGGGUAUCUCGUGUGGGCUUUUUCAUUCUUGUUUGGUUGUUGAUGGAGCCCUUUGGGUUUGGGGGAAAGGGGAUGGUGGAAGAUUAGGGUUAGGUCAUGAAAAUUCAUUGUUUGUUCCUACUUUGAAUCCUCACCUUGAUAAUGUUCGGUCUGUUGCUCUUGGUGGGUUGCAUUCCGUUGCGCUUACUUCUGCUGGUGAAGUUUUCACAUGGGGUUAUGGUGGUUUCGGUGCACUUGGACACUCGGUAUAUCAUAGGGAGCUAUUCCCUAAGUUGGUAAAAGGAUCCUGGGAGGGAACUAUAAAACACAUUGCUACCAGUGGAGCGCAUACUGCGGCAGUAACAAAAUCAGGCGAGCUUUAUACCUGGGGACGAGAAGAAGGAGAUGGUCGAUUGGGCCUUGGUCCUGGUCGGGGCCCAGAUCAUGCAGGUGGACUUAGUAUCCCUUGCAAAGUAAAAGAGUUACCUUUCCCUGUUGCUGCUGUUUCUUGUGGGGGAUUUUUCACAAUGGCGUUGACAGAGGAAGGACAACUGUGGAACUGGGGAGCAAAUUCUAACUAUGAACUUGGGAGAGGUGAUAAAAUUGGUGGUUGGAAACCAAGACCAGUUCCUAGCCUUGAGAAGGUUCGAAUAAUUCAAAUUGCAAGUGGAGGAUAUCACUCCCUUGCGUUAACAGAUGAUGGCAAAGUACUUUCAUGGGGCCAUGGUGGACAAGGUCAGUUGGGUCACGGAUCUAUCGAAAGCCAGAAGAUACCAACAUUAGUCGAGGCUAUAGCUCAUGAGCAUAUUAUAUAUAUUUCUUGUGGGGGCUCUUUUUCAGCAGCUGUCACAGAUAAAGGAAAGUUAUAUUCGUGGGGAAAUGCCGCAGAUUCGCAAUUGGGAGUUCCUGGACUACCAGCAAUACAAUCCUGCCCUGUUGAAGUCAAUUUUUUAAUGGAAGAUGAUGGAUUGGGACCACACAAGGUUUUAUCAAUUGCAAAUGGCGCAUCACAUGCCAUGUGUUUAGCUUUGAGGGAAAGGGAAAGUUGUUGA